This is a messenger RNA of Colletotrichum fioriniae, 540 nucleotides long. The record is from RefSeq and is a predicted model, not a curated record. Lineage: Eukaryota; Fungi; Ascomycota; Sordariomycetes; Glomerellales; Glomerellaceae.
AUGGCUUUGCCUCGCGAUUUCGAGUUCCCCGUCGCCUCCUUUGACAUGGAUACGUCAGAGUGGGAGAUCGUGUAUAAACUGGCUGGCAAGUUGUGGUCCUGCAAACAGAACCACACGCCCUUUGACGUGGUCGCUUGGGAUGGCAACUAUGUGCCUUUCAAAUAUGCCGUCGAGAAGUUUGUCAACGCCGCCUUCGUGGACAAGGACCAAGCCGACCCCAGUUUGUACACCGUCUUGACGGCGAAGUCCAAGAUGCCCGGUAUACCCGCAACAGAUGUCAUGUUCUUCACGCCAAAGUGGUCUUCGGCAACGAAUACCUUUCGACCUCCCUAUUAUCAUCGGAAUAUGUCAACGGAGGUGGUGGGAAUUGUGUAUGGCGGUUACAAGGGCACCAGUCGCAACUUGGAAGCUGGUGGCCUGAGUUUCCAGUCGAGCUUCAUGCCUCAUGGAGAAACCCAUGAGGCAUUUGUGCAAGCGACUACCAACGAGUUAAAGGCCCAACGCGUCGGAGAAGGUUUUCUCGCACUCACUGCGCAGUGA